This is a messenger RNA of Lachancea mirantina, 1485 nucleotides long. The record is from the annotation of a GenBank genome assembly. NCBI's taxonomy places the organism in Eukaryota, Fungi, Ascomycota, Saccharomycetes, Saccharomycetales, Saccharomycetaceae.
AUGAGCAAGCAAGACGAGUUUUUCAAGCCUGUGGGUGAAUCUGUUCAGGAAAUUGCAGCGGAAAACGAGCCCGUUGCCGAGGCCAGCGGCGUGGGUUCUGAUGGCGUCCGUCCCACCGGAGCCGCUGACGCCGAAGGCCAUCCAGUUCAAGAAAUUGAAUCCCUUUGUAUGAACUGUCACGAAAACGGCACGACCAGACUACUUUUGACAUCGAUCCCAUAUUUCCGCGAAGUUGUGCUCAUGUCGUUCGAGUGCCCCCACUGUGGGUUCAAGAACUCCGAGAUCCAGUCUGCGUCACAAAUCCAGGAGAAGGGAUCCCGUUACAUGCUCAAGAUCGAGCAAAAAGACGAUUACAACCGACAAGUAAUCAAAUCCGAGACGGCUGCGUGUCGUUUCAACGAGUUGGAUAUCGAAAUACCACCCAAGAGAGGACAACUCACAACCGUCGAGGGUUUGCUUUCGGAAAUGAUCCAGGAUCUUGAAUCAGACCAACCCGUUAGAAAGCACGUCGACGAAGCCCUGUACGAACAAAUCGAACAAUUCAUCGCAAAGGUUACUUCCUAUAUCAAGUGCGAACCGGGCACGACCCCUCUCACAUUCACGCUCGACGACCCAGCCGGAAAUUCUUGGAUUGAAUACAAACCUGGCGAGCCAGCGCACAAAUGGUCGCACACCGAGUACGUGCGUUCUGACGAGGAUAACGUACAAGUCGGGCUUAUCACACGAGACCAACUCGAGCAACGUCGCGAGGAACAACGUGCCAAGAUCGCUGAUAAGCAAAGAAACGAAUCCGAGGCUAAAAAGCAGACUUUCUUGUCGGAUGCCACGGAUAUCGAGAAUUUCAACAACGAAGUACAAACUUUCAGAGCUUCUUGCCCUUCCUGUUUGCAAGAAGUCGAGACCCACAUGAAGCCCGUCAAUAUCCCACAUUUCAAAGAAGUAAUUAUCAUGUCCACGGUAUGCGAUCAUUGCGGUUACAAAUCCAACGAGGUGAAAACCGGAGGUGCCAUUCCGGCUCAAGGCAGAAAAGUAACGCUUUACUGUGACGAUCCUGCGGACUUGUCGCGUGAUAUUUUGAAGAGCGAGACCUGUUCCAUGACCAUACCGGAGUUGCAUUUGGACAUCCAAGAAGGCACAUUGGGAGGUCGGUUCACGACUUUGGAAGGCCUACUUCGCCAAGUGUGCGAAGAACUUGAAACGCGAGUUUUCACGCAGACGUCAGACUCAAUGGACGCAGAAACCAAGGCCCGUUGGGAAUCUUUUUUCAGUAAACUCAAGGACGCCGCUGACGGUAAAGUCAAGUUUACUGUCAUUAUGACAGAUCCAUUGGCAGGCUCCUAUAUCCAGAACGUAUAUGCCCCUGAUCCUGAUCCAAACAUGACAAUCGAGGAUUUUGAGAGAACCAAAGAACAAAACGACGAUCUGGGUCUAGGUGGUAUUCAAACGCAACAGACAAACCACCAGACCAAAGAACAGACGGUUUAA